Molecule: messenger RNA, 1149 nt
Organism: Fusarium falciforme
Lineage: Eukaryota; Fungi; Ascomycota; Sordariomycetes; Hypocreales; Nectriaceae
Product: Replication factor C subunit 2
Exons: 4
Coding region: 1-1149 (382 amino acids)
Biological process (GO): DNA repair; DNA-templated DNA replication
Cellular component (GO): nucleus; DNA replication factor C complex
Molecular function (GO): DNA clamp loader activity; DNA binding; ATP hydrolysis activity
Source: RefSeq, a predicted model, not a curated record
AUGGCGAGCUUUUUCGACCUCAAAGCCAGGAAGGCGGCUGCCGCUGCCAAUGCGAAUGCCGACCAGAAGCAGGACAAGUCCACCAAUCCCCGAACCCAACCUUGGGUUGAGAAAUACCGACCGAAGACCCUCAGCGAUGUCACUGCUCAAGAUCACACCGUCGAUGUUCUCCAAAGGACUCUGCAAUCCUCCAAUCUCCCACACAUGCUCUUCUACGGCCCCCCCGGUACAGGUAAAACCUCGACUGUCCUCGCGCUGGCAAAGGAACUGUACGGCCCCGAAAUGAUCAAGUCCCGCGUCCUCGAACUCAACGCCUCCGACGAGCGUGGCAUCUCAAUUGUCCGAGAAAAGGUCAAGAAUUUCGCCCGCACGCAAUUGACCAACCCGAGCCCUGGAUACAAGGACAAAUAUCCCUGCCCCCCUUUCAAGAUCAUUAUCCUCGACGAGGCCGACUCCAUGACACAGGAUGCGCAGAGCGCACUACGAAGAACUAUGGAGACAUACAGCAAGAUCACCCGUUUCUGCUUGAUUUGCAACUAUGUCACUCGUAUCAUCGACCCGCUUGCUAGUCGAUGCAGCAAAUUUCGAUUCAAAAGUCUCGACCAGAGUAAUGCAAAGAAGAGGCUCGAGGAGAUUGCAGAGAAGGAGGGCGUUCCGCUGGAGGACGGCGCCGUCGACACACUGAUCAAGUGCAGCGAGGGAGAUCUUCGAAAGGCUAUUACCUUCCUGCAGAGUGCUGCUAGACUCGUGGGCGCCGGUGCCCCGGAGAAGGACGCCGAUGGUGCUGACACUAUGGAUGUGGAUAAGAAGGCAGUGACCGUUAAGAUCGUUGAGGACAUUGCCGGUGUCAUUCCCGAGAGCACCAUUGAAGACCUGGUUCAAGCGAUACGCCCAAAGAGCUCAGGACCCUCAUAUCAGAACGUCUCCAAAGUCGUUGAAGACAUGGUUGCAGAUGGCUGGAGCGCAGGACAAGUUGUUGGCCAGUUGUACCAAGCCCUUACAUACGAUGAAACCAUCCCGGAUCCCCAGAAGAACAAGAUCGUCCUGAUCUUCUCUGAAGUGGAUAAACGGUUAGUAGACGGAGCUGAUGAGCACCUAUCUAUCCUUGAUUUGGCCAUGAGGGUGUCGGCUAUCAUGGCGGGAAAAUAA